Pogonomyrmex barbatus (red harvester ant) is the source of this 1085-nucleotide messenger RNA. RefSeq names its product guanine nucleotide-binding protein subunit gamma-e (gene Ggamma30A). The record is from RefSeq and is a predicted model, not a curated record. Gene Ontology annotation, molecular function: G-protein beta-subunit binding. NCBI's taxonomy places the organism in Eukaryota, Metazoa, Arthropoda, Insecta, Hymenoptera, Formicidae. Gene Ontology annotation, cellular component: heterotrimeric G-protein complex. Gene Ontology annotation, biological process: phospholipase C-activating G protein-coupled receptor signaling pathway; sensory perception of taste.
UUUACUCGCGAGGUCGAGUCUUCCUUUUUUCCUCUCGUUCUCGAUGAGAACAUUCGCGUUAUGGGAUGGCGUCCGAUAGCUACUCCUCUCAAGCCACCCUUAUUGAUUUUCCCGUGUAGGCGCACGCGCCAUCUCGUUCCCGAUUUGCGACAAGGGGGGUGCGGCUAUCACCAUGGAUCCCAGUGUACUCGCCACCAUGGACAAGGACGCACUGAAGAAGCAGAUAGAGAACAUGAAAUACCAGGCGUCCAUGGAACGGUGGCCCCUGUCGAAGAGCAUUGCGGCGAUGCGGGAAUACGUGGAAGAGAACGAGAAGAAUGACCCACUGAUACACGCGCCCGACAAGAAGAACAAUCCCUGGGCCGAGAAAGGCAAGUGCAUAAUCAUGUAAUCUUGGGGCCGGAGCGGUGGAAGGGCAACGGAAGAAGAAGGAAGCGUGCAUUCGAACCGAGAAGGAGAGGAGUCGGUCGUUCAUCCGCGGCAAAAGGAAUCUCAGGCGGAGAUCGGGCAGCGAAGAGAGGAGGUGGAGGAGGAGACGAUGGAGAAGGAAGAGGAAGAGACGCCGGUAGACGUUCGAGUUGAGUUGCGGUUCGAUCGGUUCGCGGUUCGCGGAUCUACCCGGAUCGUGGAAAUACCGGCACCGCCGAAAAUAGGAAUACGUGCGUACGAUCGAUCCCGUACGGUCGAUCGGAGAUCUGGACUGAAACAAAUCGUUUGCCGGACCGUUCCGUUUCCUUCGGGGCUAUUCUACGAUCGCGCGCGGCAUGCGGUUUCGCUGGCCCAAAUCCCAAUUCGCGUCGUCUCGUGAGGUAUAUAUAUAUAUCGUUAUCUUUCGCUGAUCGUGCCACUUGAAACGUAAUCGAAAAACAUCCUGUAGUAACUCGAAAUCUGCACAUCAAGCGAAGCUAAAAAAAAAAAGCUAUUAUGAGAUACAAACGAAAGGAAGAUACGAAAACGACAUCGUUAUUCGCGCGAUCGAUUUUAUGAAGAAAUCGCCAUUAACAAUUUGCGUCGAACUUAAACAUUCUUCGUUCGGCAAAGUACCAAGGGAGAAAACACAGACGAGAGACGAGAGAAAAGGAAAA